AAAAUUAGUUCAAUUAUUUUGUGCUCUAUUGGCAAACAUUCACAUCAAUUAUCAGUAAAUUUCUAACGAUGACUAAAGAAAAUAAAGUAAAAUAUAUAAUAAAACACAUCCGAGUGACCACUUGUGGUCAGUUAUACCAAAUAUGGAAAGAAAAUAAACCAUUGUAUGAAAGGUCACCUAAAAGCGGUCUAACACUUGAUGUUGAAUAUGCGGACAAUUUGAUGGCUAUUAAUAAUAAGCUCAACAAUAGUAAAGUGAUGGUAUGUCUUCACGGAGCUCCCGGUUCUCACGCAGACUUUGCCCAUAUUAUUGAAUACAUGACACAAAUAGGUGUUCGGGUAAUUGCCCCUAACUUUCCAGAUUAUUCGGUGACCAUUAAAACAGAGAUAUUUAGACAUUCAGCGGAAGAAAAAACUGAAUUUAUAAAAGAUUUUUUAAAAACAAUUGGUAUAAAUAAAGUCGAUGUGAUAUUAGCCCACAGCAGUGCUAUAUAUCCCAGUACUCUAUUAUGGUGUGACCCAAAUGGUCCACAAAUUGAUUCAUUUGUAUUGUUAAACCCGGGCGGACACCGGCGGAUAAAAGCCAUGCGACCCGUUUGGUACACAGAGGGCAGUGUCAAAGUAUACCAAAACAAAUGGGGUCGCAGUUUGUUCUCGACUUUUGGCACCGCAUUCCUUAAUCUGACCAAAACGGUGACCGUAAAGGCAGAUAACAUGAAUAAUGUCAUACUUUCCGCUUCAACAAUGAGAUACUCGCGAUUCAAACAACUCGGCGAUCGACUUAAAAAAUUACGUGAAUGUAAAGUACCGGUGCUUUUGGUGUUUAGUGAAAACGAUCGGUUAAUUGAAAAAGAGAUCUUUUAUGAAAUGUCUGAAAUUUUGGGCGCAAAUAAAGAUAAUAUUGCUUAUUAUGAUAUCAACGGACAACUUGAAAAUCAAUUUUCAUCAAAUGACACAAUAAGAGUGGUUUCAUUUCGUUCAGGAGGUCACUACUGUUUCCUAAAAUAUACACAUAUUGUCAAUCAAUUCUGUGAUCAACUUUUAAAAUCAUUAGACGAUAAACCUUUGAUUAAUAAUAAAGUCAUUUAUAAUACAGACUUUUAG
Messenger RNA from Oppia nitens, 1103 nucleotides. RefSeq lists its product as uncharacterized. The record is from RefSeq and is a predicted model, not a curated record. NCBI's taxonomy places the organism in Eukaryota, Metazoa, Arthropoda, Arachnida, Sarcoptiformes, Oppiidae. The transcript is spliced from 6 exons. The coding region runs from base 69 to 1103 and encodes 344 amino acids.